Molecule: messenger RNA, 1722 nt
Organism: Austrofundulus limnaeus
Lineage: Eukaryota; Metazoa; Chordata; Actinopteri; Cyprinodontiformes; Rivulidae
Gene: kctd6b
Product: potassium channel tetramerization domain containing 6b
Exons: 3
Coding region: 245-958 (237 amino acids)
Biological process (GO): protein homooligomerization
Molecular function (GO): protein binding
Source: RefSeq, a predicted model, not a curated record
UCAUCCUCCUCCUCCUCUUGACGUCGCGUGCGCAGUUUUGCUGCAGCCCGGAGCUGAACACAGCUGUCCCGGUGCGAUCAAACAACAGUGUCUUGCUGCAACGUUAAAUUACUAAUCUCUGGCUACUCGAACUGAACGAAAAACACAAGAAAGCGAUAAAACAGAUCUGGUAAAAUUAAAGUGGACCCACUGUUAUCUGUUCCCUCUCUGUUUUGGUUCUGACCAAGUGGGUAUUCCUCUACAAAUGGAUAAUGGAGACUGGGGCCAUAGGAUGAAUGCUCCUGUUACGUUGAACGUAGGCGGCCACCUAUACACCACCAGUAUUUCCACCUUGCAGCGUUAUCCAGACUCCAUGCUUGGUGCCAUGUUCCGGGGAGACUUCCCCACAACUCGUGAUUCCCAAGGAAAUUAUUUCAUCGACCGCGACGGGACGCUCUUCCGGUACAUCCUUAACUUCCUGCGGACAUCUGAGCUCACCCUUCCUGUGGACUUCACGGAGACAGACCUGCUGAGGAAGGAGGCAGACUUCUAUCAGAUUGAACCUUUGAUCCAGUGCCUUAGCGAUCCCAAACCGCUGUACCCCCCUGACAUCUUUGAGCAGGUUGUGGAGCUCUCUAGCACUCGAAAACUGUCAAAAUACUCAAACCCGGUUGCUGUUAUCAUCACCCAGCUGACCAUAACCACAAAGGUUCAUGCCCUGUUAGAAGGCAUUUCAAACAAUUUUACCAAGUGGAACAAACACAUGAUGGACACCAGAGACUGCCAGGUGUCCUUCACCUUCGGACCGUGUGACUAUCAUCAAGAGGUGUCCCUGCGGGUUCACCUCAUGGACUACAUAAUGAAACAAGGCUUCACUAUUCGGAACACGCGUGUGCAUCACAUGAGCGAGCGUCCGAAUGAGAACACUGUGGAGCAUCACUGGACUUUCUGCAGACCAGCUCACAUAGUUGAAGACUGAUUAAACGUCGGAUCAUUACAGAGCAAAUCAAAUUUCAAUAAAAGUACAGACCUCAGUUUCUGUAAUGCAUUGCUAAUGUUUUUUUCAUUCAUAUUUUGGUCAAAGUGGUACAGUGCCCAAAACUUGAGGUCCAGACAGCAAAAAUAACAAAAUGUGAAUUUUGUUACUCUGAUCAAACAAAACAUGUCACUGGUGCCCCUACUAAAACUUUGACUUUUUUUCUGAGAAAAAAAUAGCAUUUCUUGGAGACUGAAAGCCAUGAAACUAAGAUUUUAGUAUUUUAUAUUAAGUUUAGUAGACUUUUAGGACAGUUUUGGAAAAAAAAUGGUGACGUAAAGUUGAUAGGAAAAAAUGACAAGAAGUGAGUUGAAAAGGGAAAAAAAAUGAUGUAAUGGUUAUAAUUGUCCACCUGUGAGAUUCAGUGCCAUUAAAAUGAAAUAUUUCAGUCUUGAAAUAAAAUCUUUAUAUAAUACAAAAUGAAUAGAUCCUCACAAGGAACAGUUUGCUCUCCAGGAGUGCACUUUUUAUAAUUCUUAUAACUUAAGCUCAAUAAAUUUCUGAUAAGUAAAAUUAGUCUCUUAUACCCCUCUUAGCUCUUUGUGUGGUACUGUUUCUGAAGCCCUGAUAGUUGUUGCAUGUGUCGUGUGUGUGUGUACAAUUCAUGUAUCUGUUGUAUGUUGCUUUUAUGAUACUGUGUCAAAAUGUCAUCAGCAGAAAUGUGCUCGGUCAUUUCAGCCAAAAUAAAUCCUGAACAUAUGACUCAA